Molecule: messenger RNA, 4671 nt
Organism: Ylistrum balloti
Lineage: Eukaryota; Metazoa; Mollusca; Bivalvia; Pectinida; Pectinidae
Product: dual oxidase 2-like
Exons: 31
Coding region: 1-4671 (1556 amino acids)
Biological process (GO): superoxide anion generation; response to oxidative stress; defense response
Cellular component (GO): NADPH oxidase complex; plasma membrane
Molecular function (GO): calcium ion binding; heme binding; peroxidase activity
Source: RefSeq, a predicted model, not a curated record
AUGGCAAUGAUAAUACACUGGCUUUUAAUUCUGCUUCUGCCGUUUGCAUGGUGCCAAUCUGAACACGAAGAGAUCGAGUACAGUCCACAGGAUGGCUGGUACAACAAUCCCGUACAUAUAGAUUGGGGCGCUAUCGAUGGACAAUUGAUACGAAGGUCAUCCCCCGUCUACGCUGAUGGGGUAUACCACAUGGCAGGACAAAGCAGACCAAAUCCGUUCGACAUCAGUCGCAUAGCCCACAGCGGUGCCGCUGGACUCCCAUCGUUGAGGGGACGAAACGCAAUGUUGGUGUACUUCGGCCAACAGGUUGUCGAAGAGGUUCUUGAUUCUCAGCGACCCGGAUGUCCUCGGGAGUUUGAGAAUGUGCCUAUCCCUAAAGACCAUCCGUUUAACCCGGAAGGGAAGGACAACCUCGCCAUGCCAUUUCUAAGGACCAGAUAUGAUGCUAGUACGGGGUAUUCCCCUAACAACCCACGACAACAGCUAAAUGAGAUCACGCCAUAUAUAGAUGGUACGUUGAUCUAUGGACCUGCUAGAGCAUGGACAGAUGCUAUCAGAUCUUUUAAAGAUGGUAAACUGAAAGCAAGAGAUCCAAACGCACCGAUAAAGGACAGUUUUCCAGCUGAGAACACCAUCCGACUUCCAUUUGCUAACCCUCCAGCACCUCGACAGCACAUACUGCGACCUGUGUCUAGAUUUCUAGCUAUCGGUAACCCAAGAGGUAACGAAAAUCCAAUGCUGUUGACAUUUGCAAUACUCUUCUUCCGCUGGCACAACAAGAUAGCCGAGGACCUGAAAAAUGCGCAUCCUUCUUGGGAGGACGAAGCCUUGUUCGAAGAGGCCCGGAAACUAGUCAUAGCACACCAUCAGAAUAUAGUGAUGUACCAGUGGCUACCGUUAUGGUUGGAGAUUUCAGAUGUCGGCACACCUCUACAGAUACCACCGUAUAACUCGAAUGUCUGUACUACCGGAUUUUGCGGUUUCAAUGGUUACAGUUCUGAAAUACAUCCAGGUAUUACGCAAGAAUUUCAAACAGCCGCCAUGAGAUUUGGACAUACCUUGGUGACACCUGGACUCUGGUUAAGAGGACCCCUCCAGAAUGGAGAUUGUAACUGGAAACCCGUCAAAGUAAACAUACAAGGACAACCUGACGAGGUUCACGCUCUUCGUUUGUGUAACGCAUAUUGGAACUCUCAGGAAACAGUGGAACCCCAAUUAGACGAUCUUGUUCGUGGUAUGACUUCAACCUUAGCCGAGCAAGAGGACCAUAUUAUGGUACCGGAUUUGCGGGAUCACGUUUUUGGCCCUUUGGAUUUUUCUCGUCGUGAUCUCGGUGCGAUAAAUAUACAGCGCGGUCGAGAUCACGGGAUUGCGGGUUAUAACGCAGUUCGACUGGCCUACGGUCUCGAGGAGAAAGAAAACUGGAGGGAUAUAAACCCGACUUUGGAAGAUAAUCUCAAGGUAUUGACAAACCUUCAGAACCUCUACGGCAACACGACUAAACCUGACGAGCUUGACAUUUUCACCGGUGGACUUCUGGAAACUACACCGGAUGGUCCAGGAGAAUUGUUUAAAGCUAUAAUGCUAGAACAGUUUCUCAGGAUCAGACACGGAGAUCGCUUUUGGUUCGAGAACACAGACACCAGAUUUCGAAGAUUUAGCGACAGCGAAAUAGAUGAUAUAAAAAAGAUCACACUCCGUGAUAUCAUUCUCAACGUAACCGGCGUUCUGGACUCGGAGAUAUCCAGCAAUGUUUUCCUGUUCAAUGCAAGAUCAGAUCCUUGUCCUCAGCCUGAACCGUUAGCAGCUGACAGCAAUAAUCAACGAGAUGGGAUGUUUGUUAUAGAGAACUGUACCACACUCCAACACUAUGAUUACUUCUAUGGGAGUGAAGCUUCCUUUGCCUUGAGCUUUCUGUUUUUGGGACUCUGUGUUCCUGGGACGAUCGGUAUCAUGUUAUUCAUGGUAAAAUUACGUCAGAAACGGAUCCAAGAGGCCAGGAAGUUAAUGGCGCCAAAGCAAAGGGCCAAAAGUAAUGACCCUAACUCAUUCGAAGUUAUUGAAUGGAUGGGGCCAACAAUGGGAGACAGAAGAGUCAAAGUCAAGUUCGACAGUGAACGGAAAAAAAUACAUGUUACUGAUACCAGGAGGAAGCCGCUUCGUAUGCUGGAUCUCCGUAAAAUAUCCGGAAAGAUUCAUUUCCGAGUUUCCCGUGACAGACAAAAAAAUAUCAUGUCUGUCCGAUUUCCUAAUGAAAUCGAUUUGGUUUUACGCUUUCUGGAUGAAGAAGAACGCAACUCAUUCAUCAAUCAGUUAGAUGCCUUUCUUCUGGAGAUGGGCGUCAAUAGGGAGAGACAUGAACUCGAAGAGAAAAGCGUCAUUGAUUUAGCUGAGACAAAGGAAGAAAGGCAGAAAAUUCUCGAUACGUUCUUUCGCGUAAUAUGUGUGCAGGCAUUUGACCGGACACCAGGACAGAUGAAUAUUGCUAACUUAAGCGGGGACGAUAUCAACAAGGUGCAGAAAAUACAGCUGACCAGAACAGAAUUCGCUGAGGCUCUUGGGUUAAAGCCUACCUCUGUGUUUGUACGGAAUAUGUUUCUAUUGGUGGAUGCCGAUAACAGCGGAACUGUCAGCUUUCAGGAGUUCCUCGAUAUGUUUGUCGUGAUGUCAUCUGGCGAUGCCGAUGACAAAGCAAUGCUCAUGUUUAACAUGUAUGAUCUACGAAGGAGAGGAUACCUGACAAGGGCAGAAUUCUUGAAAAUGAUCAAGUCUCUAUUGGACCUAUCCGACCAGUCGAUCGACGAUGGCGAGAUAAACACACUUAUUGACACCAUGUUUCAGACAGCUGGCAUCUCAAGCGAUCAGAACAUCGACCUGGCUGCUUUCAAGCGUAUCUUUGCCUCAGAAGAACAUAAACAUACACUGGAGAACGCCAGUCUCGGGAUAGGAACAAUCGAAAAACCGCGAACAGCAGCCAAAGGGAAACGACACGACCACAGGAAGACUUUCUUACAAAGCUACAAAUCUGGACCGUUGUCGCGUACAAAAUCCAUGGUGAGAGUGAAAACAGUCGAAAAGGAAAUACCACCUACACGAACCAAGCAGAAGCUGAACGAAAUCAUACGCUAUAUUGAGAACUACAAACGUCAGAUCUUCUGGGUGACAUUAUACACUCUGGUCUUAAUCGGGGUCUUUGGAGAGAGAGCGUACUACUACUCGGUGGAACGAGAGCAUGGUGGUCUUAGACGUAUAGCCGGAUAUGGCGUCACGGUAACACGUGGUGCAGCUAGUGCCAUGAUGUUCACGUAUUCGAGCUUACUGGUGACCAUGAGCAGGAAUGUGAUCACCUUUUUGAGAGAGACCUUCCUACACACUUACAUACCAUUUGAUUCUGCUGUCGACUUCCAUAAGCUCAUUGCAGCCUAUGCGCUGUUUUUUACAGUGAUGCAUUGUGUUGGACACGGUUUAAACCUUUACCACAUCAGUACUCAGGCGUCAACAGACCUCAACUGUGUUUUCCGCGAGUACUUCAGAGCAACUGACAUUCUUGCUUCAUUUCAUUAUUGGGCCUACGAAACUAUCACUGGAUUUACUGGAAUCCUUCUUACCCUCAUUAUCAUCAUAAUGUAUGUGUUUGCCGUCCCGUACGCACGUCGGCACCUCUUCAACGCCUUUUGGUUCACCCAUAAUUUUUACAUACUCCUCUACAUCUUCCUAGUCCUCCAUGGCAGUGGGCGGCUCGUGCAGAAUCCGCUCUUCCAAAACUUCUUCUAUGGUCCACUUAUUAUAUAUGUCAUCGACAAACUCAUCAGCGUAAGCCGAAAAAAGCGAGAAAUAUCUGUUAUUCAGGCCGAUCUGCUACCAUCAGAUGUCACAGGCUUGAAAUUCAAACGUCCACUGGACUUUGAUUACAAAUCUGGACAGUGGGUUAGAAUAGCGUGUCUAGACCUCGGAGAAGAUGAAUACCAUCCGUUCACGCUGACGUCAGCACCUCACGAGGAUUUCCUAAGUCUCCACAUCCGAGCCGUGGGUCCAUGGACUAUCAACCUCCGGAAUACGUAUGAUCCUAAUAAUCUUGGAGACCGUAUACCACCGAAGGUGUACGUAGACGGACCGUUUGGUGAAGGACACCAGGACUGGUACAAAUAUCCGGUUUCCGUCCUUGUCGGUGGAGGUAUUGGAGUCACGCCGUUUGCUUCCAUUUUAAAAGAUAUAGUUCAUCGUUCUCAAAUUGAUAAUCAGCGUAUGACUUGCCAAAAGGUAUACUUCAUGUGGGUGACUCGCACCCAGAAACAGUUUGAAUGGCUAACCGAUAUUAUCCGGGAUGUGGAGAAUGCCGACAAACAGGAACUGGUCGCUGUCCAUAUCUUCAUCACACAGUUCCAACAGAAGUUUGACUUGAGGACUACAAUGCUGUACAUUUGUGAGCGCCACUUCCACAAGGUAGCCGGUAAGAGUCUGUUUACUGGAUUAUCUGCCACCACUCACUUUGGACGGCCUCAGUUUCAGGACUUUCUUACUUCACUUCAUCUGGAACACCCCACGGUGAAACAAGUGGGUGUGUUUAGCUGUGGACCUCCUCCAAUGACUCUGAAAGUAGACAGAGCAUGCACAGAAUUGAAUAAAAAUAUCCGCUUGCCGACCUAUAGUCAUCACUUUGAGAAUUUCUAG